AUGGACAUUCGCUGCAUUCUUCUGGUCUGCGCCCUUCUCUACCUGUCUGUGCUGUGCUUCGUGUUCGCGGCGCCCGUUCUGGAGCCGAAGCCAGAAGAACACACCAAAGAGGAUGAGAGUAAAGACGAGGCGAAGAUAAAGAGCGAGAUCGACGAACUGGGGCUGGAGUACGGCAGGUAUCUGCAACAGGUGGUGGAGGCGCUCGAGGAGGACAAGGAGUUCGCGAAGAAGCUCGAGAACGUGUCGCAGGACGAGAUCAAGAACGGCGCGAUCGCGCGAGAGCUGGACUUUGUGUCGCAUUCCGUGAGGAAUAAGUUGGACGAACUGAAGCGCAUCGAAAUGGACAGACUGCGGGUGUUGGCGCGCAAAGAGCAAGCGCUGGAGGCGCGCGAAGGGGGUGAGGAUGACUCGGGGCGAAGGUGGCGCACGCUGGGGGCGGACUCGCACUCUAUUGACGCGGAGCACGUGGACCACGCGAACCCGCACUCGUUCGAGGCGCAGGACCUGCAGAAGCUGAUCGUGUCGGCGUCACGUGACUUGGAGGCGCUGGACGCGAAGCGGCGGCACGACUUCAAAGAGUACGAGAUGGAGAAGGAGUUGCGCUACGAGGAGGUGUUGGAGAGCGUGAACGCCAGUGAGAGACACGCCAUCGAAGAGAGGAAGAAACAAAUGGAGGAGAAGCGGAAGACGCACGCGCGCGUCCACCACCCGGGCUCGAAGCAGCAGCUGGAGGAGGUGUGGGAGAGCAAAGACCACAUGCCGCGCCAGGAGUUCGACCCGAAGGUGUUCUUCUCGAUGCACGACGUGAACGGGGACGGGUUUCUGGACGCGCAGGAGGUGGAGGCCAUAUUGGGGGUGGAGGUGCGGAAGAUGUACGAGGGGGGCAAUGGCGACCCGAACGAGAUGCAGGAGGAAUAUCAUCGGAUGAGGGAACACAUCUACAAGGAGGCGGACGCGAAUAGAGAUGUUCCUUAUGCCGCGCGCUACUACUCGCCCAAGAUCUACGGCGGCCACUAUGGCGGCUAUCUGGGCGGCUACGGCGGCCACGGCUACGGCAGUAAACUGGGUUACCAUGGCUACGGGUUGGCGCCCACAGUCGUGGUGUCGAAGCGCGUGAUCGUUCCCCAAGUGCUCGUCUCUUACGUGAGGCCCAAAUACUACGGCGGUUACCAUGGAUACGGCGGGUACGGCGGCAAACUCGGUUACCAUGGCUACGGCGGCUCCAUUUACGGACACUCAUACUACCCCGGUUACCAUGGUUACGGCGGUUAUGGCGGCAAAUACGGCGGUUUGUAUUCCGGGGGUUACCAUGGAUACGGCGGUCAUUACGCGCCGGUGGUGAAGUACGUGGGACUGGGCCACUACGGCGGCGGCGGCGGUUACCAUGUGAUGGCGUCUCUGCUCUUGUUCUCUGCGUUUCUCGCGCUCUCUGCGUCGCAACCCAUUGUCGAGUACUUGGUCCCCAUUGGCCGACCGCCGUUCCCGCCCUUCGCGCCAAAUCACGGCCAGAGAGAGUUCUCGGCGCGCGAAACGCAGCGAUUGGCGCAACAGUUGGUGGAAAGCGCGCGCCGUCUGCAAGUGGAGAGUGAGGGCGAGGGAGACGUCGCGCGCCAACUGUUGAAAGAGUUCCAGGAGAAGGCGUUGCAGUUGAGCGAGAGCGCGAAACGGGUGUCGGAGUUCGCGCAGCAACUGGCGGCGAGCGCGCGCCUCGUCAGCGACGCCGUGCGCGACGUCAACAAUAGAAUAAAGAUAAAGGCGCGCGAGACGCAGACUGUGGCGAAGAACCUGGCGGAGAGCGCGCGCACUUUGAACACGUGUCCGAAGAAAGAAUAA
Molecule: messenger RNA, 1833 nt
Organism: Medioppia subpectinata
Lineage: Eukaryota; Metazoa; Arthropoda; Arachnida; Sarcoptiformes; Oppiidae
Source: the annotation of a GenBank genome assembly